This is a messenger RNA of Fopius arisanus, 3735 nucleotides long. RefSeq names its product Smg5 nonsense mediated mRNA decay factor (gene Smg5). The record is from RefSeq and is a predicted model, not a curated record. Gene Ontology annotation, biological process: nuclear-transcribed mRNA catabolic process, nonsense-mediated decay. Gene Ontology annotation, cellular component: telomerase holoenzyme complex. The coding region runs from base 537 to 3434 and encodes 965 amino acids. Gene Ontology annotation, molecular function: telomerase RNA binding; protein binding; telomeric repeat DNA binding. NCBI's taxonomy places the organism in Eukaryota, Metazoa, Arthropoda, Insecta, Hymenoptera, Braconidae. The transcript has 4 exons.
UCUCUUUCAUGAAUAAUUAUGAAUUAUUUUGAAUUACUUUGAAUUACUUUGAGUGAGUAUUGAGGUACGUUAGGAAGUUUCUCUACCAGUUUCAGAUAUUUCAUACCAUUGAAAGGUAAUUUUCUUCCAAGCAGAUCUUUUUCAGCCUAUUUUAAUUAUUUACAAAUCUCUAAUCAGGUGUACUCCGAGUGAAGAAAAAAAAUAAUUAUUCCGACGCCAUAUGUUUUACAAUCCCACGUAUAACAUACAUCAGUUUAUCCUAUAGUGCAUGCGCACAAUGAUGCAGUCAAGCUGCCAUUCAGUGUGGAGUGUAAAAAAUAAAUAGUCGAUUGAAUUUUUUAAAGAUAAUUCAAGCUGAGAAAGUGAGCACAAGGCCGAAUGUCGUGUUUGACGAACGUAUUGAGACGAAGAUACGCACGUCAGGAGGCAGCAGGCAGAUGAGUAACGAUGUUCAAUAUAAAAAUGAGAGUAAAUCGCGUGAAUGGCGAGAUGAGUUGAUACGACAGGGAAAGGUAAAUGUUAAUUAACGGAUUAAAAUGAGAAGAUCAUACGGUAAUUCUGGAGACAGAAGUAACGAGAGUCUCGAGAUUACGAGACGAUUGUACAGGGGAGCAACUGAUCUUGCAAAAAGACUCGACGAGCAGAAAAGUUGUGCCCUCACAACAUCGGAUAUUUUUACACCUUCCGGGGAAAUUUUGAGGACUAGAUUGAAAGAUUAUUGCGAACGACUUAUUCUCAAGGAUCCAGUAAAUCAUGCCAGGAAGAUUGAGGAGUUAUUGUGGAGGAGAGGAUUUUACGAUGUUAUUGCUGCUGCCAAGAAACUUAGGAAGGCAAAUAUCUGGAGUGAUGCAGAAAAAGCACUGCUCUCCACCCACUUGCACGUGGGUGUUGGAUUUUACCAUCACUUGAUACUCAGAUUACAACAGGAAUCUAGGCUUGAUUUAUCUGGAAUUGUGGACUUUGCAUUCCCUGGACAGAAAGAUCCAGUAGUGAUUAGGGAAACAAAAUCUUCAAAGCUGCAAUCAGAGGAAUUUCGUCAAUGUGUCAUGAAAAUAAUUCACAGAAGUUUAAUAUGCUUGGGUGAUCUGGCCCGUUACAGAUUGGACUUGGACUCUAACUGGGAUCCCAUGAUUGCCACGAGAUACUACAAAAUGUCAAUAGCCAUAGAUCCUAACAUUGGAAUGCCGCACAAUCAACUGGGAACAUUGGCAGGCAAUAAAAAUUACGGUAUUGACGCCGUUUAUCAUUAUCUGAGAUGUAUCCUGUGCUCCGAACCCUUCGAGGGGACUGAGGGCAAUCUCAAGAGAAUCAUUUCCACUCAUUCCUAUUGCGGAAAGGAGAAAUUACCAUCUCAACGCUGUACUGCGAGGUUAUUUACAUUGUUGCAGAAAUGGGAUAAUGAUUCUUCGAGUAUCGAACGGAUAAACGAAGACUGUGAAAAUUUAUUGAGAGAAAUAGAGAACAGUUUGAUAUUUGAAAAAAUCGAAACUCACUCACGAAGUUCCCCCAUAAAAAGCGAAACAAUUGAUGAUUUUUUCUCAAUCCACAAAGCCGAGCAGUCCCCCCAUCUGAACGAAGACGUGGUCUUUAAAAUGGUUGCCAUUUGUCUCAUGUCUGUUUCUAAACUCCAAUCAAAAAAUUCUCCUCACGUCCAGAGCGUCAUCGCUUUCAUUCUAUCACUCCUCUCCAAAUUAAUUCAAAUAACAAUAAUUCAUCUUCAGGAAUCAAUCAUUGAAUCAUCUUUGUUGAAUGGAGAAGACCUUGAGGAUAAUCUCAACGUCAAUCUUAUAAUUUCUGAGACUGAAAAAGAUGACAAUGAGAAAGACAAACGACAAUCAGCCUCAAAUGAGAGGAAGAAAAAUGGAAAUCUGAAUGGAACGCCGAAAAAACCCCGAGACAAAUCCAAAUAUCUAUUGAGAAAACUCCGGCGACCUAGAAAGAGAUUUAACAGCUCAGAUUCCGAUGGAAGUGAUAUUGAUGGCCCUGGAAUAGGUUCCUCCAGCGACGAACUUAAUUCCGAUAUUUCGGAGACUGACGAAGAGGAUGAAAUGAGCCAGGGACGUGAUGAUCCAUCGGAGGACGAGAUGGAAAAUAUCUUGAACGAAGAAACACAACCUGAAGCUCCAAAAAUCGAAACGAAUGGUCACACGGCUCCAGAGGACGAAAACACUUCCACCAAAAAUAAUCCUCAGGUGACAGUCAUUGAACAAAAUGAGAAAAAUCUAUCAAAUGAAGAUGACAAUGCCCAGUCCCCAGAUCUGACAUUCAUAGCUCGACUGAAAAAGCGAAAUCUCAGCUCAAAAGAUCUAUUGAGCAUUUUCUGCAGAGAGGAAUUGCUACAGUCGAUCAAGAUCUCCUUCGACUGGAUUAAGAGUCACCCUGAGAUGGUUAAAAUUAUUGCAAGGAGCUCGAGGACUCUGUUGCAGAGAAUCGUUAAUCUAUCGAAUUUACUGAUGAUUGAAGUGGACGAGGUUUUAACGGAUUUGAAGAAAGAUUCUGGGGUUUUGAGGGACAAAGAUUGUUUUAUGGGGUAUGUGAGGUCAAUCCCACUGCCUGAGGAUAGUGAUCUCAAGGGUCUAGACGUUUUGAAGGGAGCACACGAGGAUUUGAACUGGGGAAUUUUGCGGAAUUUCAAUAUAACCAGAGUAGAGCAGGUAUUAUUAAGAACUCAGAAAAUGGUUUCUCUCGGGGAAUAUUUGACGAGGGUCGAAGAAGCUGGAGUCAGCUUCGACGAGACACAGAAAGUCCUCUCAGUAAAUGAUCCCAAGGAUGAGGAAAUUAUUGCGGUGAAAGAAGAGGGGGGGUGUGAGAAGGAGAGUGACAAUAACUCGGAUCAGUCGAGAGGGAAAUUGAUGAGACACAUGGGGAAAUUGUGGUUGAAGGCCGAGGUCAGGGCCCUGGAAAGUCGUCUCAGAUCAAAAUUAAUGUCGGCAUAUCUGGUGCCUGAUCAUGAGGCUCUGGCCAAAUUUAUGCCUGUGCUCAAGAAGCUCAUGUAUGCCAAAAAAUUUAUCAUCGUUAUUCCAUCUGUUGUUGUUCAAGCUUUGGACGAAGUGAAACGCACUAGCAGUCAAGCACGUGAAGCAACAAGAUGGUUGGAGACUCAACUUCGAAAAGGAUCGAGAUUUUUGAGAGCUCAGAGGCCCCACGAGCACUUGGCUCUGCCCUACAUCAAGGGGCCAAAGCCCAAGGACAAGGAGGCUUGGUCAUUCUUUCAAAUUAUCGAAUGCUGUCAUUAUUUAACACAACAAAGCAAUGUGGGACUCACCAGUGAAUCUGGAUCUCCUGUCGUUACACUCCUGACGGGCACUUCCGUUGAAGAGAGGAAGUCAUCGACAUUCAGCAGCGAUGGUCUGGCUAAAACAGCGGGAAUAAAUCUUGAACACAUUGAGUCCUUUCACACAAAAUGGAAAACAUCGAGCAAGAGCCACGGUUGAAGGUAUUCCAUUAAUCAUCGAGUUUCCUGGCUACAAUUGACAUGAUCAAGUCGUCGAUCAAGUGACCAAGAGGGCUAUAAACUGAAUCACUCGUUGAAGGAUAUCACAAACAAUCUUGAUACAUUGAAGACAACGCACGAAUUCAGUGGGUUGGAAACCCAAGAGGAAUUAACCGAUCAUUUAUGGUGGAAAUAUCUCCAUAAUAUCUCCAUUUUUCUGUUCUCUUCUCUGUAUUUCUCUUUCGAGGAUUUAAUAAAGUAUUCUUUUCAUUUAUAUCGAUGAAUCUUUUGUAUCAAAAUAA